Microthlaspi erraticum is the source of this 552-nucleotide messenger RNA. Lineage: Eukaryota; Viridiplantae; Streptophyta; Magnoliopsida; Brassicales; Brassicaceae. The record is from the annotation of a GenBank genome assembly.
AUGGCAAACAAAUCCCUCACAGGCCUCGAGAGUCUCAUAAAGCUUCUCCCAACAGGAACACUCUUUAUCUACCUUUUACUCAACCCUAUCCUCACUAACGACGGUGAAUGCUCCACGGUAAAUAAGGUCAUGUCAAGCAUUCUCGUCGCUCUUUGCAGCUUCUCCUGCGUGUUCUCAUGCUUCACCGAUAGUUUCAAAGGCGUUGACGGAUCAAGAAAGUUUGGUAUAGUCACCAAGAAGGGUCUUUGGACUUAUGGGGAACCAGGAACCGUGGACUUGUCCAAGUACAAGCUCAGGAUCGCGGAUUUCGUCCACGCGGUUUUUGUGUUGGCUGUGUUUGGGACACUGGUGUUGCUUGACGCUAAUACCGCAAACUGCUUUUAUCCGCGGUUCAGAGAAACGCAAAAGACUUUGGUCAUGGCUUUGCCUCCAGUCGUAGGCGUUGCCUCGGCCUCUAUCUUCGCCUUGUUCCCGAGCAAACGGAACGGACUCGGGUAUGCUCCGGCUAAUGAGGAGGUGGAGGAGACCAAGAAGGAUUCUCUCCCUGCCUAA